This is a messenger RNA of Fusarium coffeatum, 2751 nucleotides long. RefSeq lists its product as uncharacterized. The record is from RefSeq and is a predicted model, not a curated record. Lineage: Eukaryota; Fungi; Ascomycota; Sordariomycetes; Hypocreales; Nectriaceae. Gene Ontology annotation, biological process: phosphatidylinositol-3-phosphate biosynthetic process; autophagosome assembly; autophagy of peroxisome. The transcript is spliced from 4 exons. Gene Ontology annotation, cellular component: phosphatidylinositol 3-kinase complex, class III, type I; phosphatidylinositol 3-kinase complex, class III, type II; endosome. Gene Ontology annotation, molecular function: 1-phosphatidylinositol-3-kinase activity. The coding region runs from base 1 to 2751 and encodes 916 amino acids.
AUGUCUGAGUACGGGCGUAUGGACCCGUUCUCCUUUGCGGGCUCCAAGGAUGUCCACCAUCCUGUGAGCAUCCGCAUUAUGAAUCUAGAAGGCGAGGAACCUCCCUUCAGAUCAUCAACCCUUCUUGAGCGACCCGACUUGCGCCACAUUGGCUCGAAUAUCAGCCCUUACUCCGAUCUGUAUGUUACUGUGCAGGUUUGGUCCGGUUCUAAGCCCUUGACUGUCCCGGUACAGACUGCUUACAAGCCUUUCCGAUUCGAGCGAAAAUGGAACGAGUGGAUUCAGCUACCGAUUACAUAUGAUUCCUUGCCGGCCAACUCAUGUCUAGCCAUAACAGUAUGGGAUCUUUCGCCAGUUGGCGGAGACGGGGCUAUUGGCCAUGCCAUCCCUUUUGGAGGCACUACCUUGGCCAUGUUUGACGACGAUAACCAAGCACAAAAAGGAAGACAAAAGUGUCUCGUCCACCGACAUAAGCACGCAGAUGGUACCGAUAAUACAACAACUCCAGCGCUAAUCUCGACAAAGAAGAAGACAUCUCGAAAAGAGCAGCUCCCUCCCCUGGAUAAGGACGCAGAGGAGCUGGACAGGAUGGAAACUUUGUUUAAGAAACACGAAAUGGGCGAGAUACCUCGAGUUGAUUGGCUGGAUCAGAUGGUAUUCAGAAGCUUCGAAAAGAGAGGCCUACAAGCUGCCAAAUCGUCAAUGAAGAUGUUACAGAGGCAACAAGCCAUCAGCGGCGAGCAUGAAACGGAUGGCCAAGAUGGCGAGGACAACCACGAAAGACCUGGCCAGUCGACAUUUUUACUCAACGUCGAACUCCCGCGAUUCGACUUUCCCGUCGUUUUUGCCGACCAUGAAUACGGCCCUCCUCCUAUCUCGGCUCUUCAGAACCUCUCAGUCUCUCAGGCCAGUCUCGCCCACCGUCAGCCUCAAGUUCAAUACGGCCCUGGCAUCAAUGCCCUGGGCGAGAGCUCUGCAGCGCUUGGGGGACGCCUGAUCAAAGUGUAUGAUCCCGAAGCUGGACACCGGGACAACCCCGCAGAAGCCAAACACAGAAGAUUGUUCCGAAGCUCGCAUCGUCACGGCAUUCUUGACAAGGAUCUUAAGCCAAACGCCAAGGUUCGAGAUGAGCUGAAUCUGAUUAUGUCGUACUCUCCGACUCAUGUUCUCACGCCAGAGGAAACUGAUCUGGUUUGGAAGUUUCGCUACCACCUGACUAGAGACAAGAGAGCUUUGACCAAAUUUGUUAAGUCAGUCAAUUGGAAUGACCAGAGCGAAUCAAGGCAAGCUAUACAAGUACUCGGUCGCUGGACUGCUAUUGAUGUCGACGAUGCCCUUGAACUUCUUGGACCAUCCUUCGACAACUCGGCAGUUCGUUCCUACGCAGUGGAGCGAUUGCGCAAAGCUGAUGAUGAGGAGUUGCUAUUGUAUCUUCUACAAUUGGUCCAGGCUCUCAAAUACGAACACAUUUCAACAGAAUCAGAUGAGGAAAGUAUUCAUGAUUCAUCUUUGGCUCGCUUUCUGAUACAGCGGGCGGCUGCCAACUUCCUACUAGGAAACUAUUUCCACUGGUACCUGAUGGUGGAGUGUGAUGACCCAAGUCCUGAGCAGGGUGUUGAUAAUCGUAACAUCUACCGAAAGGUUGCAUAUGAUUUCAUGGUCGAGCUUGUCAAGCAGCCGGAUGGCCAAGAGACACGCAAAAUUCUACUACGUCAGGCCGAGCUAGUUGCCAUACUUUCAAAGAUUGCACAAGAAGUCAAAACGUCAAAUGAAUCGAUCGCGAAGAAGGUUGACAAGGUAAAACAUUUCUUGGCUGACCCCAAGAAUGAGCUUCUGACUUUUGAGCCGCCUUUGCCAAUGCCGCUUGAUCCUUCAGUAUUGGUGACGGGAAUCAUCCCAGAUCAGACAGUGGUUUUCAAGUCAUCGCUAAACCCAUUUAAAUGCACGUUCAAGACGUCAACGGGCAGCCCAUAUCCCAUCAUCUUCAAGCUGGGCGAUGAUCUUAGACAAGAUCAGCUCGUCAUUCAGAUCAUCACUCUCAUGGAUCAAUUGUUGCAGAAAGAGAAUCUGGACCUCAAGUUGUCACCAUACAAGAUUCUGGCGACAAGUACUUCCGCUGGUGCUUCGCAGUUCGUACAGUCGGCAAGCUUAUCAAGCAUUGUCAAUAAGUUCAAGAAUAACCCAGCUCUGGCAUAUCUCAAGUAUCACAAUCCGGACGACAGGCAACCCCUUGGCGUUCGGCAGGAAACUUUAGACACAUACGUAAGGUCUUGCGCAGGCUACUGUGUCAUUACUUACAUCCUUGGUGUCGGCGAUCGUCAUUUAGAGAAUCUUCUCCUUGCGCCUGACGGUCAUUUCUUCCACGCUGAUUUUGGUUUCAUCCUCGGUCGAGAUCCCAAGCCUUUUGCGCCCCUAAUGAAGCUUUCAAAGGAGAUGGUGGAUUGCAUGGGAGGUGUGCAGUCGGAGCAUUACAAACAGUUCAAGCAGUACUGUUUCUUGGCAUACACUGCACUACGCAAGUCAUCGAACCUUAUUCUUAAUCUAUUCAGCCUCAUGGUCGACGCCAAUAUUCCUGAUAUCCGACUUGAGCCGGACAAGGCAGUGCUCAAAGUCCGAGAACGUUUCCAUUUAGAGCUGAGCGAGGAGGAAGCGCUACGAUAUUUCGAUCGAGUCAUUGAGGAUACAUUAACUGCGUAUGCACCCGUUGUCAUUGACAAAUUACAUGAAUGGGCGCAGGCUUUCCGGACUUAA